AUGCUUCGAAGACAGAUCCUACAUGAGUCAGUAGAUGGAGUAGCAGAGAAAAGCGGUCAAGUACUGAGCCUGAGGAACCCCCGUAGCAAAGUUGUUGUGAACUUAGAAACUUCACCACUCCAAGACACCCUGAAAGGAUCUAUCAGAAAGGUCAGACUUCUCAUUGAACCCCUGAUGAAAAUGUUUCACAUGUUUGUUUUGUUCUGUUUGUGUUGGUGGCGUCUAAUUGGUGUGUUUGGUGAGUCAGUGUCAGUGAUGGAGGGAGAUUCUGUUACUUUACAAACUGAUGUUACUGAAAUACGUGAAGACGAUGACAUACUGUGGAAGUUUGGAGCUGAAACGUCCCAAAUAGCGGAAAUCAGUAAAGUGGCUAGAAUUUUCACCACAUCUGAUGGUCCUGAUGGGAGAUUCAGAGACAGACUGAAGCUGGACAAUCAAACUGGAUCUCUGACCAUCAUGAACAUCACAACUAAACACGCAGGACGUUAUGAAGUACAGAGAAGUGGAGUCAAGUGGUCAUCAAAAAUAUUCAGUGUUUCUGUCUAUACUCGUCUGCCUGUUCCUAACAUUACCAUGAACUGUUCUUCAUCAUCAUCAUCACAGCAGAAUUGUUCAUUGGUGUGUUCAGUGGUGAAUGUGGGUCAUGUAACUCUCUCCUGGUACAAAGGAAACAGUUUAUUGUCCAGCAUCAGUGUGUCUGAUCUCAGCAUCAGUCUCUCUCUACCUCUGGAGGUGGAAUAUCAGGAUAAAAACACCUACAGCUGUGUGAUCAACAAUCCUAUCAGCAACCAGACCACACAUCUCAACAUCACUCAACUUUGUCACACAUGUGAAGAUCCUCCAGACUCUGUAUCUCUGAUACUGAUCUACGCCGCUGCCGCUGCUGGAUGUGUGUUGAUUGUAGUGUCAGUCGUGACGUGCUGUAUCUGCAAGAAAUUUAGAAAAAAGGUUCAGACACCGGAGGAAGACGGAGCCGAUUCAGCAUUGUGCAAACCAAAAACACAAAAAAAGAAAUCAAAGACAGAAGCUGUGUAUGAAAAUGUCCCCAAAAAGCGAUGAUCAAAUACUGUAUCUACUGGAACUGAUGCUAGAGCCCAUACAGGACAGUGUCUUACGAUUUGGGGGUUUAUUCUCACUUAUCCUCUGCCAGGAUUGAUUUGUUUAAACUCUUUUUUGUACCUUUUGGUGUUAUUGUGAAUUUUGUUUUAAUGUAUUAGUUUACCAUUAGCACAGCAUCCAGAAACUCAACUUAAAUGAUCUAUUUCUAGUUUAUCAUAUAAAUCUUUACAUUCAUCAUACAUUAA
Molecule: messenger RNA, 1304 nt
Organism: Cyprinus carpio (common carp)
Lineage: Eukaryota; Metazoa; Chordata; Actinopteri; Cypriniformes; Cyprinidae
Product: SLAM family member 9-like
Exons: 7
Coding region: 1-1059 (352 amino acids)
Source: RefSeq, a predicted model, not a curated record